GUUUUGACAUAUUAGCUCUACCGUCGUUUUUACUCGGUUCGUUCUCUCGGCUGCGGCAUCCCCACUCUUCUUUACUCAUUAUUACUUAUUACCGGUUAUCACCGCCAGUUCAUCAAUUAUUCCAGUGAUUUCAUGCAUGUGGCAGCAGAUCAUCAAUUAACGUUUCUUUUCUCGAGAGAUUGUGCAUACUUUCCAAAAUGUCAUCCGAUACAAGCCCACUCAAGAAUUUUCUCGCAGGAGGCUUCGGCGGUGUGUGUCUCGUCGCCGCUGGACACCCGUUGGAUACCAUCAAGGUACGACUUCAGACACAGCCUACGGGCCCAGGAGUAACUCCAAUCUACAAAGGAACACUCGACUGUGCAGCAAAAAUUGUCAAACAUGAGGGGUUCCGAGGCUUAUACAAGGGGAUGUUCGCACCUAUCCUUGGAGUCACUCCAAUGUAUGCUGUCUGUUUCUUGGGUUACAGUGUGGGGAAGAGCCUGCAGACAGCAAAGCUUCCAAAUGGACAAUUUGCACCAGAGCAACUCUUCAUGGCUGGUAUGUUAUCAGGAGUCUUCACGACAGCCAUCAUGGCUCCUGGAGAACGCAUAAAAUGUUUAUUACAGAUUCAAGCAGCAUCUUCUGGUAAAGCCAAGUAUGCUGGACCCCUGGACUGUGCCAAGCAGAUCUACAGAGAAGCCGGUCUCUUCAGGGGGCUCUACAAGGGCACAAUGGCCACACUGCUCAGAGAUGUUCCUGCUUCUGGUACCUAUUUCAUGACCUAUGAACUCCUCAAGAAAGGUCUUACACCCGAGGGACAAAAGACGAGUGAUCUGAGUGUGUUACGUGUAUUACUAGCCGGUGGCACGGCAGGUGUAUUCAACUGGAUGGUCGCUAUUGCCCCGGAUACACUCAAGUCACGAUUACAAACAGCCCCCGAAGGCACCUACCCCAAGGGUGUGAGGAGUGUGUUUGCUGAACUGAUAAAGAAAGAAGGACCGGGUGCUCUCUUCAAAGGCAUCACACCAGUAAUGCUAAGAGCCUUCCCAGCCAAUGCAGCAUGUUUCUGUGGAUUUGAGCUUGCCAUGAAGUUUUUGACCUGGGUUGGAUUGUAGCACCGUCACCAUCCUCAAACUGUUUUCCAGAGACGAUGUAGAUCCAUUCAACACUUCUAUGGAAGCGAUGCAAUCUCUGAUAACCUGAAUUCCAGAGUGUACGUCCUAUAUUCUUGUGGUGGGUGGAGGAGUGUGGCGUUCAAAUCGCCUCAAGUAUGUGUGUAUGAUGUAAUUGAAGUGAAGGAAAUUUGUUCAUCUCAUGAGCCAGAGGUGCAUGUAACAGUGGGUGAUUUCAAGUUCGGUGUCGACCUUCUGGUGUUGAACUUUGGUGUUGGUGUUGGGUUGAAGUUUACAUCAGCACAGCACCAAACCCUAAAGCAGGUCGUGGGAUGGAUUUCACUAGGUGUUUUAUAGCUAUUUCUUAAUGUGACCUAUGUGACUUCGAUCAUUUUGUAAAUUCAUAUUUAGGUGUUGAGUUAGGGAAAGUGUACUACAUUGUGCUUCGUACACCAGCACCAGCACCAAAAUUGACAUCACCCAACAUCUCUACUUGCUUCUUAGGCUCUCUGUUUUCAAUGAAAUUAUCAUCGUUACAUCUUUUUACAUGAAUUUUCAAUUAUAUCACCUUAAAGGUGCUUGUUAUUAUAUACAUACUACAUUAUUUUAUGUAAUUUCAAUUUGAUGAUACUAACAGAAUUAUACUGAAGAGAAAUCUCAGGAAAUAACUAUUUAGGUGAAUGAUGAAAAAAGAUAAAUGUCAUGAUAUAGCUACUGUUUAGUGUGUUAUAAUUCAUUAUUAACAAAAGGAUAUUGUGCAAUUAUGUGCCAUCUUUCCUCAUUACUUUAUUCGCAGUGAAUCGAAUGCAAACUCCAUGUUUCCAUGUGACACUAAAAAAAUAUGCUAAUAAGGCAACAGCCUAGUUUGGGAGUUCUUUGGUAUAUGACAAUAUCAUGUUUUGUAUUAUUACUUAUCGGGGCUACAUCCCAAGUAUUGUUAUUGUUUGCUAUUGUGACAUAUGUUGGAACUGGUCAGUUACGCCAUUUGUAAUUGUUUGUACAUGAUUAUCUAUAUGUCUGCUUACAUCCCCUUUCCUGGAUUUGUAUCAGACUGCAUUAUAAAAGAUAAAUGUGAAUAAUAUGUAUGAUUUGGUUGAGUUUGUGGGGAUGGCAGGUAUUAGGAAUCCGGAAAUUGUUCUAUUUGUUUUAUAGAUGCAGACCAGCAGUGCCUCUUUUAACAACAAAACUUAAGAUUUUGCUAAUAUGGAUGAUUGGAGGUCCGAUUCAAAGUCGACAUUUGUUGACAAGAAAAAAAAUGAAAGCAUUUAUCGGGCCACUGCAUAUGCACGUUUCUACAAUCCGAGAUGAGAUUAGUUUGUUCAGUUAUUUAUAUUACAUGUACAUGUAGGUAUAAAGAUUCGGAAAUAGCAAUAACAAUGAAUACACAAUAUGGCUUCUUUUUGGGGUGGCUGUCAUGUAUCUCUGGUUUAAGAGUGAUGUUACUAAAUAAAAGGUAUUUAUUUGAUCAAUAAUAUUGUAUUUUAUAGAGGGCGGCUAUACAAUGGCGACAAUUGAAAAAAAAAAACUGAGGGAUGAGUUUUAGUAAGGUGAAGUUAGGGGCCUUUAACACAAAGCUUAGCAGUCAUCGUUGGACAAUGUCUUUACAAUUGAUUGCAUUGUCCCCAGGGUACAACCAAUAUAAAAUCGAUUGCUAACCUUUGUGUUACGGGACCCUGAUGAGUUCCGACUGUAAAAUCAGUCCAGGGGGCCGUUUCAUUAAGCUGUUCGUAAGUUAAGGGCGACUUUAAGAACGACUGGUGAUCCUCUCUUGUGGUAAAUGGUAUACACCAAGAUGUUCAUUGGGAAUGAUUUAGCAAGUACAUGUAAGAAAGGUUCACCAGUCGUUCUUAACUUACGAACAGCUUUAUGAAACGGCCCCCAGAACAAAUCAAGGUUUGAAAACUUAUGGCAGAAUCAGUUUUCAAAAAGAUGAUAUGGAUAUGUUGGAGUGAAAGAAAUUUUCCAAUGAUGGCAAAUAGUUUUGAUUUUAGUUAUCGUUUGUAUAAUUUUGAUACUGCAUGGUAUGAUUUUAAACUUGGUUUACCCAUAUGAAACGGUGUAAAUAUCAUUUCAUAAUAUUGAAUUCUAUUCAUGUCCUUGUGUUUUAUCUACCAGAGUUUGACUCUUUAAGUGUAUUCACUGUGAACAUCUAAACCACCCAAUACUUGUUCGUUUACCAUCUGACUUUAAUAUAUGAAAUUAAAAACUGGAGUACAGUUUAUACAAUCUA
Messenger RNA from Lytechinus pictus (painted urchin), 3321 nucleotides. Its product is annotated as mitochondrial carnitine/acylcarnitine carrier protein-like. Gene Ontology annotation, biological process: carnitine transmembrane transport; mitochondrial transport. The coding region runs from base 198 to 1094 and encodes 298 amino acids. The transcript has 9 exons. NCBI's taxonomy places the organism in Eukaryota, Metazoa, Echinodermata, Echinoidea, Temnopleuroida, Toxopneustidae. Gene Ontology annotation, cellular component: mitochondrial envelope. The record is from RefSeq and is a predicted model, not a curated record. Gene Ontology annotation, molecular function: O-acyl-L-carnitine transmembrane transporter activity.